Molecule: messenger RNA, 966 nt
Organism: Spodoptera littoralis (African cotton leafworm)
Lineage: Eukaryota; Metazoa; Arthropoda; Insecta; Lepidoptera; Noctuidae
Source: the annotation of a GenBank genome assembly
AUGGCAUCGGGAAAAGCUAAUAAAAAAGUUGCAGCACUGGCCAUUGACCUGCCGGAAUGUCCGGUUUGUUUGGACACGAUGUGCGCCCCAAUCUUCCAGUGUCAAUCGGGACACAGCCUCUGUAAUAACUGUACGCAGAACCUGCUGCCGCCAGUAUGCCCAAUAUGCCGUCAAAACAUGACGCAGAUGAGGAACUGGCAACUCGAGGAAAUUAUUGCUAAGGCAAAAGUGCCGUGUCCUAAUAAAUCAUCUGGAUGCGUGUACACCAUGAUGGCAGUGGAUUUAGAAGACCAUCUUAAAGAAUGCAUCUUCCGCGAAAUGCACUGCCCACUCGGAGCUGUCUUCGGAAAGUGUUCCUGGACAGGUAAAUUAAAGGAUAUGAUGGAACACUUUAAGGAUCGUCACGCGGAGAACUGCGGCGUCACCACUGAUGAGGAAGUGGAACUUGCCAACGUCAAUAUAAAAAAUGAUGAUCGUCAUCUCUUCUUGGUAGCACAAGCCAAGUUUAUUUUUAUUGUCACCGUGAAAAUGGAUACUCUCCAGAACAUGGUGUACUGGACCAUUCAGCACAUUGGCAGUAAGAAAGUGGCAUACGAUCAUAUUUAUGAGAUACAUCUGCUAAGCAAGCAGACUCCAAGAAGGAAAAUUGUAUUCACGGAACAUUGCUUCAAUGAUGCUGUUAAACCUGAAGAGGUAUUUCGUGAAGGCAAAUGUCCCAUGUUGCCACUGGAGGUAUUGACUAACUACAUCAAAGACAAGAAAUUGUCUUUCAGAUUCUUUAUCAAGAGGAUCCCACCAGUUGUACCCAAAAGUAGUAAUGAUAAGGGGAAAAAUGACAACAAACCAAAUCCUGGACCGGGACCGGGACCAAAAGGUCCUGGGCCGAAGGGACCCAAACAACCAGAUGGGAAAAAUAAACAAAAUGGACCGGGUCCUGCCGGAAAGAAUCAGAAAACUAAAGCUUAG